AUGUGGCUGUUGUACCGCUCUGCUCGCCACGAGGGCGGACCAGCUACAAAAGGCAUGAGGGAUACUCCGUUUUUCGCCACGGCACGACAGCACUUUCUUCAGCACGGGUACGCCAUUUUUCCUGCGGCGGUGGGGACCUCCAUUGUUGAGCGGCUUCGACCCGCACUGACUGCGUCCACCGUGGCCCGCGCCCGUUAUUUACUCGAGGUCCCCGAUAUUGAGUCGAUGCUCAAGUCCAAGGCAAAACUCUCGGAUCCGCUCUACACAAAAGUAAUGGCACGGUUGCAGCGGCGAAAGUACAUGAUGCGUCUGUACCGCGCGGAAAAGCGGCGACGGAAACUUCUAACGGAGGUCGCCGCAAAGUUUUUGAAUGGUCGAAAGAAGGAAGAUCUUACAGGUGAAGAACUGUGGAAAUUAAGCGAGAUACUGGCAAAGGAGGUUGUCAAGAUUUCGGGUAAGGGGUGCCAGUCGACUAUCUACAACGACCCCCAGAUGCUGAGGGCCAUCAACGAGUACCGCUGUAACGUCUGGAUGACGAAUAAGGAACUAGAAAGCAUUGUGCGAGACGCUUCCUUUUGGGAACCUAUCGGCAACAUUGCCACUGAGGUUGGCGGCGUUGAGCGUCCCGUCUUGUUUUCGGAUGCUCCCAUGUUUCGAGAGCCAUACGGAGGCCCCUUUGGGUAUCACUGCACUGCCCCAUCGAUUGGUGUGAGGUUGAGCGGCAAACAGCCGCUUGCUGUUUCCUUGCUUGUCUUUACGCACCGCCCCGACAGGCAGACGAUGCCUAUGUUUCUCUUGAGGGGGUCCCAUCGUUUUGUACAGGAGCAGUAUUUGACGCAGGUUUCACCGGGUGAUCUGUCGCUCCCAUUUUUGCCGAUGGAGUCGCACAUUCCAGAGCAGCUUCAGCGGUUUAGGUUUGACAGCAGUGUUGUGGGGGGUCCCGUCGAGGGCGGCGACGCAAUUGGCCCCGGCACGGUUGUGUUGUUUAGCCCGCACCUCAUGAUUGGCAUGGAUGCGAAUGCCUCCACGGAGCGCGUGGUGGUGUAUAAGUUGAAUUUGGUCGCCGAAAACGCGCCGCCCUUUUUAAAAUCACCCUCUUGGAUCACUGCGUGGCGUUCCUUUCCGCGUGAGGUAAAUUUUGCGUCCCCGGUGGUUUUCCCGCCAUUCUACGACAAGACGAUGACGAAUACCAGCGCACGACGAAGUGCCUCUUCGGCUGCGCGCUGA
Trypanosoma conorhini is the source of this 1227-nucleotide messenger RNA. RefSeq lists its product as uncharacterized. The record is from RefSeq and is a predicted model, not a curated record. NCBI's taxonomy places the organism in Eukaryota, Euglenozoa, Kinetoplastea, Trypanosomatida, Trypanosomatidae. Bases 1 to 1227 code for a protein of 408 amino acids. The transcript has a single exon.